GAAGCCUUCUAUUGUACUUCUAUUGCACAUUUUGCUUUAUCUUUGCUCUUGUUUUUUGACAUUUGAGUAAAAAGUGUAACAUCUUAGAAAAUGAAACAAAAUUAUAUUUAUGGCACGUGUGUGCUGUCCAAAGUUGUAGUUAAUUACCCACACCUGUGUGUGGCUUCAGGCAUUUUGGCAUAUAAGGCUAUCUAUUCUCCCCAACUUCCUGUUUCCUGAGUGAGGUUUUGUUUUCAAUCUGGGCAAAUGAAGACCAUUCUGGGGUUCAAAGGGCUCUUUUAUCUGCAUUCCUUGAUAUGGACCUGUGCUGGGGACUGGUCAGCUAUUCAAGUACACUGCACCCAGUUUUGGUUCUUUGCCAGGAUUAAACCGACGAUAUUUUACAAUUUGUAUGUGAACCCCGAUGAAGUGUUUCUAGGAGAUGGCUGCCAUGUAACCCAUGUUUUGCCAAAUGUCUACUAUGAGUUUUUCUACCAUCCUCAUGACUGUGGUAUUGUAACUCAACCUCUCCAGCAAGUUCUUCUGCUUAAAACUAAAAUCAAGUAUAUCUCAAGAGACUCUACAGUCCGAUCUGAAAUGCCUCUGUCGUGUGUUGUCCACAAUCAGCAUCAUCUUUUAAAUGCAGUUGAAAUGAGAGAUGGGGAAACUGACAAUGUUAAUGAAUGGGAGAUAGAGGUGAGGAUACACAUUGCGAAUGAAGACAUGGGCAGUAACUUCUGCAACACAAUCUUGGUUUUAAAAGUGAAGGUUAUUUUUAGAUAUCUGCUAAUAUUUAUCUCAAGAACAUUACCAAGGCGAUGACUCAUACAUAUUUCAUGUGCUGUUGAGCGAGAUGAUAGAUCUUCAUCACACCCUGCAAUUUCAUUUAUCCAUCCAAGGUACUUGUGUUUGGAGAGAACAUUAAAUGUCAUCCUGGAAUGUCUGUUUAAUGAUGAUACUGGUUUCUGUUUUAAAAUGUGUCAUCAUACAUGUUCAUUGGAUCUUCAACCACCUAUUUUCCAAAUAAAAUUCUGAAAACG
Molecule: messenger RNA, 1019 nt
Organism: Pan troglodytes (chimpanzee)
Lineage: Eukaryota; Metazoa; Chordata; Mammalia; Primates; Hominidae
Gene: OOSP1
Product: oocyte secreted protein 1
Exons: 5
Coding region: 247-801 (184 amino acids)
Source: RefSeq, a predicted model, not a curated record